This is a messenger RNA of Xenopus laevis (African clawed frog), 1792 nucleotides long. It is a transcript of the gene slc25a20.L, whose product is annotated as solute carrier family 25 (carnitine/acylcarnitine translocase), member 20 L homeolog. Gene Ontology annotation, molecular function: O-acyl-L-carnitine transmembrane transporter activity; transmembrane transporter activity. The record is from RefSeq and is marked provisional. Lineage: Eukaryota; Metazoa; Chordata; Amphibia; Anura; Pipidae. Gene Ontology annotation, biological process: carnitine transmembrane transport; O-acyl-L-carnitine transmembrane transport; mitochondrial transport. Gene Ontology annotation, cellular component: mitochondrial membrane; mitochondrial envelope; membrane.
GGUGGUUGUAUUUGCCCCGUGCCCGAGAGGUGCCUUUCACUGAGCGGAGACCGGCCUUGGCUUAACCCACAGCGAUCUCACGAUGGCCAAGCAACCGCAGCCCAUUAGUCCCAUGAAGAACUUCUUUGCCGGCGGCUUCGGAGGGGUCUGCCUGGUGUUUGCCGGUCACCCGCUCGAUACUAUAAAGGUUCGGAUUCAAACCCAACCAAAGCCGACCCCGGGGAUAACUCCCUUAUAUUCGGGAACCUUUGAUUGCUUUAAAAAGACUCUUGUAAAUGAGGGUAUCCGCGGCUUGUACAAAGGUAUGGCAGCUCCCAUAAUCGGGGUAACCCCCAUGUUUGCCGUUUGCUUCUUUGGCUUUGGCCUUGGCAAAAAGCUUCAGCAAAAACACCCCGAAGACAUCUUGACAUACCCACAACUCUUUGCUGCCGGGAUGCUGUCGGGAGUGUUUACAACUGCGAUUAUGGCUCCAGGUGAGCGAAUCAAGUGCCUCUUGCAGAUCCAGGCUGCCUCUGGAGAGGUGAAAUAUGCAGGCCCAAUGGACUGUGCUAAGCAGCUGUACAGAGAAGCCGGAAUUCGGGGAAUCUACAAAGGGACAGUGCUCACACUUAUGAGAGAUGUUCCGGCCAGUGGAAUGUACUUCAUGACCUACGAAUGGCUGAAGAACGUCCUCACACCAGAGGGACACAGUGUAAGUGAGCUGAGUGUUCCGAAAAUUCUCUUUGCUGGCGGAAUGGCAGGAAUCUUUAACUGGGCUGUUGCAAUUCCCCCAGACGUGCUAAAAUCUCGUUUCCAGACAGCUCCAGCAGGAAAGUAUCCCAAUGGAUUCCGGGACGUUUUACGAGAGUUGAUCCGAGAAGAAGGCAUAGGAUCCUUAUACAAAGGCUUCACGGCAGUUAUGCUGCGAGCGUUCCCUGCUAAUGCGGCAUGUUUCCUUGGAUUUGAGGUGGCCAUGAAAUUCCUGAACUGGAUGGCACCAAACUUGUGAAACCCAGAAUGAAAUCUUCGGCCGUUGGUAACUGCGCUGCUAGGUACAUCUCAGAGAAUACCACGACUACAUGCACUGAAAUAUACAAAAUAAAUUGCCUUAUUAGUGGGCGGUGCUAAAUUAGUGCUGUUCUGUAAUACUUGAGCCUUGUGUGAGUCUCAAUCUGUUGUCUGGACUGAGACCACUCACACUUGUAGAUGGUACUGACCUCAUAUCGGCUGCCAGGCCCCUCUUUAUAUCCCUUCUCUGUUUACUGAUUGGCCUUGUUUAACUGUGUGAUUUGCUAAUUUGCUUCAUUAUAACAAGCGACACCUUUCUUCCAAGCCCGUCUUAGGGGAGGACUCCACACGUCUGCAUCCGACAGUUGCGUCGGAUCAAUGCUGCGACACCAUGCGACAAUUCUAUCUCUUACCCUAUUUUUGUCGCAUGCGUUUUGUCGGAUCUCGACAAUUUUUGUGGAGUCCUACCCUUAAGCCAAGGGGAUACUAAUUGCCCUACAUAUCCCCCACUUAUAUUGAUAAGCUGGUUUUGCCUUCGCUAGAGAUCCAGUCAUUGAUCGUUAGCCUCUGGAAUCAACGUAUGGGCAUUUGGCAAAGAUAAACCCCUUUAAUAUAUGAAUGUACAGUAUAAGGCUUAUUAUAUUAUCAAGUAUUCCUACAAAUGUGUGACACGGUUUUACUGCCCCCCCACCAGCGACCGGUGUAGCCAGACGUCAUCACUGGUUGGAACAGUCUGUGUCGCUCUAAUUGUAUAACAUUUUAUAAACACAUUUUAGCAGCAGUAAAACUUUGCCUUCUAACAAAA